Molecule: messenger RNA, 2694 nt
Organism: Humulus lupulus (European hop)
Lineage: Eukaryota; Viridiplantae; Streptophyta; Magnoliopsida; Rosales; Cannabaceae
Exons: 6
Coding region: 1-2694 (897 amino acids)
Source: RefSeq, a predicted model, not a curated record
AUGGCGUCGGAAUAUAAGGAUUCCUCUGGUAGAAUUAGGUGUCCGUGUGUUAGAUGCAUAAAUAAUAGGCUUGAAACUAUACCUAUGGUGAAAGCACACGUAUUCGAUUGGGGUUUUCAUCGAGGUUACGAGAAGUGGAUAUAUCACGGUGAAGCGGAAGCAGAUGUUGCCAAUGUGGUGGACGCCAAUGACGAUGAUGUUGAUGAGAUGAUUCCAAUGGUCGAAGACUUCCUUUUACCUACAACCGAAGAUGUAGAAAAUAACCCUGCGGCGGGACAAUUUUAUGACGAUCUGUUUGACGAGAUUGAGGCUGAGUUAUAUCCUGGUUGUAAUUGGAUAUCUUCUCUUAACUUUUUAGCAAAAUUAUUGCAUUUGAAAGUUAGAGGCAAGAUUCCCAAUAAAAUCUUCGAUGAAUUACUGAAAUUACUAAAGCUUGCAUUUCCGAAGGGAAAUAAAAUUCCAUCAACAUACUACGAGGCUAAAAAAAGAUUACAGAAAUUAGGGUUCGGGUACGAGUCAAUUCAUGUAUGUGAACAUGAUUAUUGUUUGUUUUACAAAGAGCAUUCAACUAAAGAGACUUGUCCAAUUUGCGGAAGUAGUAGAUGGAUUUCUCCUGAAAAAACUGAUGGAAAAAAGGUACCACAUAAGGUGAUGCGUUACUUUCCAUUAACUCCUCGAUUAAAAAGAAUGUACAGUUCAAGACUUACAGCGAAGCAAAUGUUAUGGCACUAUACUGGGAAAUCAAAAGACGAUGGGAUAAUGAGACACCCAGUGGAUGGGUUAGUGUGGAAGGAUUUCGAUGCCAAACAUCCUGAUUUUGCUAGUGAACCUCGAAAUGUUCGUUUAGGUUUAGCUGCAGAUGGUUUCAAUCCGUUUGGCAACAUGAGUCAAGCAUAUAGUAUGUGGCCUGUGGUGUUGGCUAACUACAAUCUUCCACCUUGGAUGUGUAUGAAAGAUAAUAAUUUCAUAUUAUCCAUUCUUAUUCCUGGACCAAAAUCACCGGGAAAGGACAUGGAUAUAUUCUUGAGACCAUUGGUGGAUGAGUUAAAGGAGUUGUGGGUUAAUGGUGUCGAUACAAGAGAUAGCAUAACCAACACUAUGUUCAAAAGAUUCCUUCCAAGUAACCAUCGAAUGAGAAGAGACACUCAGUUUGACGAACAAAUCGAGAGAAGGCGUCCACCAAGACGUUUUACUUGUGAGGAAAUAUUAGAACAAGUAAACAAACUUGUACCACAAGUUCCUGGAAAACACGAGAUGUUUGGAGGUGUCAAACGUAGGCGUAUUGCAGAAGAUCAAAAUUGGAGGAAGAAAAGCAUAUUUUAUGAGCUUGAUUAUUGGUCUUCGAACACUUUAAAACACAACAUUGAUGUCAUGCAUGUGGAGAAGAAUGUGUGUGAUAGUUUGUUAGGCACAAUCUUCGAUAAUGAUAAAUCCAAGGACACCACUAAUGCAAGACAUGGUUUGAAAAAGUUUGGAGUAAGGGAAUCGUUGUGGAUAUAUGAAGAUGACAGCGGAAAGUUAAUGAAGCCUCAUGCCCCUUAUGUUCUCACAUCUGAUCAAAGAAUGCAGUUUUGUAAAUUUAUUCGAGAUGUGAAAUUUCCAGAUAAUUUUUGUUCCAAUUUAAAGAAGAAAGUAAAUGCUGAUUUAACAAAUAUCAGCGGUUUAAAGUCCCACGACAGUCAUGCAAAUUUGUGCAAGAACUAUAAAGGUGUUGAAACAAGAUUUAAUCGUCUUGAUCGCAAUGAAGAUGAGGUGACACCAAGAAAUCUUUUUGUAUUUCAAUCGCAAUGUCGACCUAUAACAAAAGAAACUCUAAAGCCUCUUGAUCAUGCGACUCGUGAACAAGCAGAGUGUGAACACUUAGAAGAAAUCAAACAGAAAUAUCGGGAUGGAGAUCAUAACAUUUUACAUAAGAAAUAUUUUCAGCGAUGGUUUCACAAGAAGAUAUACGACUUACAAAAGCUUGGAUCGUUAGAUAAUGGUGACGAGUUGCUAGCUUUAGCAUCUGGAUCAGAUCAUUUAGGAGCUUAUUACGAAGGUUGUAUAGUGAAUGGUGUUCGAUUUAUGUCAACCAAACGAGAUUUAAAGAGGAGCACUCAAAACAGUGGAGUAUUUGUUGCUGGAACAGAAGAUUUUAACUAUUAUGGAAUACUUGAAGAAGUAUUAAAGUUAACAUUUACUGGCACAUAUUCUGUGACAUUGUUCAAGUGUAAGUGGUUUAAUACAGAUCCAAGAAGGAAAAAAAUAAUUAUAGAGAAUAAUAUUACUAGUAUAAACACUAGCGGGGAAUGGUACAAGGAUGACCCAUAUAUACUUGCAAAUCAAGCGAAGCAAGUAUUUUAUCUCGAUGAUUUACUUAGAGGAAAUCAGUGGAAAGUUGUUGAGGGUGUAAACCAUCGACAAAUUUGGGACGUCGAGAACUGUGAAGCUAAUUCAGACAUUGAUGUGGUACAUGAUAUUAGCUCAUCAAAUUUUGUGUUGACUGUGGAUCUCGGCGAGUUGGUUAUGCUACCUACUCAAAAUUCGAUUGACAUUAGUAUAGUACAAAAUUUAAAUGUUAGUCAAGAGGAUCACGAGUUAGGCGAUGAAGAAGCAGAUGAAGAAUUAGAUGAAGAAGAUGAUUUAUUAAUUGAUUUUUGUGAAGAUGAUGUUAAUGCUAAUUUAGUUAAUGAGGGAAGUGAUAGUGAUUAUUAG